AUGAUCCCCUCCGUUGCUCUUGUGGCCCUUGCCGCCAGCCCGGCCUUCGCCGGUGUCAUGCAGGCUCGUGGUGAGAACUGGGUUCGUCCUGUUGACGAGCACAAGUCGUCCACCCCCUGCACCACUACCACCCAUCACUCCACCACCCCGUGCACCACCACCACCAAGCCUCACUCUAGCUCCGUGAAGCCCACUACCAAGACCAUCACAGUUGUGACCACCUCUUGCCCUGUCACCUCGUCCACUGUCACCUCUGGACACAAGACCUUCACUGUCCCUGUCACUCAGACUAGCACCGUCACCCAGACCAGCACUAUUGUCUGCACUCAGUGUGAAGAGAUCCCGGCCACCGUCAAUAAGGUCACUUCCACCCCUAGCAAGGCUCCCCCUGCUCCGGUUGUGAAGCCCUCCAAGCCGGCUGUUCCUUCCAAGCAGCCCUCUGCUGUUCCCUCAGCCCCUGCUGUACCCUCAGCCCCUGCUCAGCCCGAGAUUCCUGCUCAGCCCGUGAUUCCUGCUCAGUCCGAGACUCCUGCUCAGCCCGAGAUUCCCGCUCAGUCCGAGACUCCCGCUCAGCCCUCGAUUCCUGCUCAGCCCGAGAUUUCCGCUCAGCCCUCGGCUUCUGCCCAGCCCGAGAUUCCUGCUCAGCCUGAGACUCCCGCUCAGCCCUCUACCCCAGCUGUGCAGCAGCCCAGCGCCAGCGCUGUCCCCUUCACUGGUGCUGCCUCCAACACCAAGCCCGUUGCCGGCUUCCUGGCUGGUAUCGUCGGCCUGAUGGCUCUACUGUAA
Messenger RNA from Penicillium argentinense, 786 nucleotides. RefSeq names its product putative cell surface protein (gene cspA). The record is from RefSeq and is a predicted model, not a curated record. The transcript has 2 exons. NCBI's taxonomy places the organism in Eukaryota, Fungi, Ascomycota, Eurotiomycetes, Eurotiales, Aspergillaceae. Bases 1 to 786 code for a protein of 261 amino acids.